GUACAGGCAGCCUCAGCCUGUUCAUCAAAACGAAAAAAAAACCAAGUGCACAAAACCGCACCUAAAUCUUAAAUGGCGAAGCAGGAGGUGAAACUUUUGUCAUUUUGGCCUAGCCCAUUUGCCUGGAGGGUUGAAUGGGCUCUAAAGCUGAAGGGUGUUGAUUAUGAGUACAUUGAAGAAGAUGUCUUCAACAAGAGCUCUCUUCUUUUGAAGCUGAACCCAGUUCAUAAAAUGGUUCCAGUCUUGAUUCAUGACGGGAAAGUCAUCCUUGAAUCAUUCAUCAUUCUUGAAUACAUCGAUGAGACCUGGAAACAAAAUCCACUGCUGCCUCAACAUCCUUAUGAAAUAGCCCAAGCACGAUUUUGGGCUAAAUUCGCAGAAGAGAAGCUUAUGGAUGCGGCAUGGACUGCUAUGUGGUCCCUAGGAGAGAAAAAGGAGAAUUCACGAAAAUUAGCCAUAGAGGCUGUGGAAAAGAUAGAGGAAGUGAUAAAAGGGAAAAAGUUUUUUGGAGGGGAAAGCAUUGGGUAUUUGGACAUUGCACUGGGAUGGAUCGCUUACUGGCUGCCUAUUUGGGAGGAAGUUGGGUCCACGCAGAUUGUGGAUCCUGCAAAAUUUCCUGCCAUCAUUGCAUGGAUGAAGAAUUUUCUGAAUCACGGACUGAUCAAACACAAUUUACCACCUAGGGACAGAAUGCUUGUUUAUUUUCAUGAGCUUUGGCGUAGCAAAACCUUGUCGGCUGUCCAGCAGGGGUGAUUUUCAUUUACAGUUUAGUUCUACGUGUUGGGUAUGUUUGCAAGUAAUGCAUUUUAGUUUGGUCAUGUGAGAAUUUUUCUAAUUAUGCUCUUUGAGACACAGAAAUUAUGUAGAAAGCUUGUUCAGUUCUUCAUGAAUUUUGUCUAAUAUUUGAAGGGAUCUAGCUAGCUAGAAGACUUCAAAUAAAUACGUGUUGUACUGUUGAUUGUGUAAGCCCUGUCAAAUGAAAUAAAUUUGCAUUAUAUGUU
Messenger RNA from Quercus lobata, 1001 nucleotides. Its product is annotated as glutathione transferase GST 23-like. Lineage: Eukaryota; Viridiplantae; Streptophyta; Magnoliopsida; Fagales; Fagaceae. The coding region runs from base 73 to 753 and encodes 226 amino acids. The record is from RefSeq and is a predicted model, not a curated record. Gene Ontology annotation, cellular component: cytoplasm. Gene Ontology annotation, biological process: glutathione metabolic process. Gene Ontology annotation, molecular function: glutathione transferase activity. The transcript has 2 exons.